AUUACAGUUUCCUCAGUCCCGGAAAAUUGGCCCUCGUGAAUUCAUAAGAAACUUUCUCUAACAUUGACUCACUUUCAAGAUUAUUUAGAUGUGACAGGCAAUAAGAAGGGGUGAAACACUUAAACAAUUUGACGACUUUGAUAAAUAACCAGUGGACAACCGAGAACUAAUACUGGUCCAGCGGUAUUCGGAGCAUCAUGUAAGAUGACACCGUUGGAUUUGAAAGGCGCAGGGAUGUUCCUUUGACAUGUGGAAGUUACCUAUAGUAGCCUAUAGCUAGUCAUUAUUGUGCAGUCAUCAUUUCCCAUAGUGGACCAAGGGGACGCGAGUAACGUCGCUGGGGAUGGUCGAUCUUGUGCCUUUUCAUUGAGGGUCUGUGUUGGGCAUUUCUGGAUGUACUUUCCAAAGUAUUCAACUUAACUUUUGACUUUAAAAACGAUUGUAGGAUCAGAUUAACAGUGAAGCUGGUGUUGUCCUAGAACCGCAGAGACCUGAGUCUGGAAGGGUUAGGCAGUCUGGGAGGCUUACUGGCAGCAGGUUCUGAGUGUCUAAACCAUCGUGGAGGAGAGGAGGGAACAGUCAGUCAUGAUGAAUCCAGAGUGCCCCCAGAGUGCCCCCCAGGCCCCCCCCAGCCCUGAGGGCCCCCGCCACCAGACAGGCCUGGGGAUGCUCUGUCCCCUGAGCCCCAAACACCGCCCUGGGCCUGGUCUUGCAAGCCCUCAGGAGUACAGCCAAUGGCUGCCCUGCCGCCACGAGUCCAGCCUGCUGCCCAUGAAAGAGGAUCUGGCCAUCUGGCUCAACUGCAUUUUGGGUGCAGACCUGACUGCACACAGUCUGAUGGACCGGCUGGACAACGGGGUGCUGCUCUGUGAGCUGGCCCAGGAACUGCAAGAUAGGAUGAUAUUUGCCAGCAAUGAGAAGCCCUUCAUCCGCAGAGUUAUCCACUGGCGUGCUGAUGCUUCCUCCGGAUCCUUCUUUGCCCGUGACAACACCGCUAACUUCCUGUAUUGGUGUCGAAAGAUUGGCGUGGACAAGGCUUAUCUGUUCGAGUCCGAGGAUUUGGUACUCCACAAACAACCUCGGGAGGUCUGCGUCUGCCUGAUGGAGCUGGGGAGGAUUGGGGUCAGGUAUGGAGUGGAGCCCCCAGGACUGGUGAAGCUGGAGCGAGAGAUCGAGAGGGAGGAGGAGGCCAGGUCUCUAACCCUGUCAUCCCCUCUCCCCUUCCCCUUCUUCCCUCCUCCACUUCUCCCUCUCUCCCCACCUCUCACCCCUGACCCCACCACCCCGGUCUCAGAGACCCCUCCUCGGCCCUCGUCCCCCACGGCGGUCACAGCUGCCUCUCCCCACUCCACGCCUACGCCCCCCACCACCUCCUCGUCCACCCAGACAUCCCUCUCAGGCAGCCACACGAGCACCGCCUCCGUCUCCACCCAGACUCCCCUCUCCGCCUUCUCCAGCACCCACUCCCCCCCCUCCACAGCCACACUGCUGCCCCCCCCGAACCUCACUGCCACCUCCACCCCCCCUGACAAACCACUGCCUCCACCUUCACCCCCUCCCCCUGCCUCCCCUCCGUCACCCUCGCCACUGCCCUCGCCCUCUCAUACUCACCCCAGCAAGUCCUCUGGCAAGAAGGUCUCCACAGGAACUGGAAACCUGCUCGAUGACAUUGUGAGGAACAUCAUUGAGGACCCUCCUUGCAGCUGUGCUGCCAGAUUCCCUGUGGAGAAGCAGCCUAAAGGACGCUACCGUCUGGGGGAGAAGGUCCUGUAUGUACGGAUGCUGAACGAACGUCAUGUGAUGGUGCGUGUUGGAGGGGGCUGGGAGACCUUCAAGGGAUACCUGCAGAAGCACGACCCCUGCCGUGCCCACGGCCUCAUACGAACCGAGGCCAAGGCUGGUCGAGCCAAGGCGAAGGUCAAAACCCCCAACAUGAAGGACGACUCACCUGACAGCUACAUGGUCGUCGGAGCCCACCGGAGCAAAAAGGGAUUCAAAUGGUCAUGAUUCAAACAUGGAGCUUCUUGGUGAGAUUCAAACAUCUGCAUGGAGAUACUGAGUGAGAUUCAAACAUUUACACAGAGAUACUGAGUGGGAUUUGUUAAGUUCACCAUUGUGACAAAGUCCACAAACUUGGGGGGUGAAUCAGACUCACCCCAAAGAUUACUAACGCAGGUUCAAUAGUGACAUGGUGUCAAAGCUGGUUAACAGCACACAUCCAGGCAACUACAGGUCAGCCUGGAUGGAAACAUUAUUUGUAGAUUAGGUUGAAAGAUGAUUUGGUUCUAAGUAUACCCCAGAAUGGUGAUGAAUUAGUGUGUGUCAGGUGCGGAAAGAGUCAUAUGUAUGCUGUUACUUAUGACUGUGGUCAAUGGUCUAUCUUUUACGACUUUAAGAUUUCAAUAAGAUAUUGAAGGUUUUUCCAUAACAUGGUAGAGUAAAAAUACAUGUAUAGGGUGUAUUGUCUAGAAGCAGGAUGGUUGAAGGGAUCUAGAUAAAGCAUGUGUAGCCUGCCAGGCCUAACUUUAUCCCCAUGAGAUCUAUCUCUCUCUUUCCAAAUAUUAGAUUUUACAAAAAGAUAUUUUUAUAUAAUGUAGGACCUUGAGAAAAUAUAAUUGUUCUUUGAAUAAACAAGUCAUUUAAUCCUAAAU
Molecule: messenger RNA, 2651 nt
Organism: Hypomesus transpacificus
Lineage: Eukaryota; Metazoa; Chordata; Actinopteri; Osmeriformes; Osmeridae
Gene: gas2b
Product: growth arrest-specific 2b
Exons: 10
Coding region: 586-2007 (473 amino acids)
Biological process (GO): actin crosslink formation
Cellular component (GO): actin filament
Molecular function (GO): microtubule binding; actin filament binding; cytoskeletal adaptor activity
Source: RefSeq, a predicted model, not a curated record